AUGGUUGGAACUAUUUCCGAGUGGUGUAUGAAAUCGAUAAAGGAUACUGUGAAAAGAUUCAAAGUGGACGGGCUCAUCUUUACUCAUGACUGUGGUAUGGAGUGUGCACAUCUGGCUUUAAAGAACUUCCCAGAAUAUGGUGCAUUGCUUAUCGAUGGUCCCGCUUUCAGAAAUCCAGUUGAGUAUCAAGAUAUGCUCAUACAGAAUAUGGAAAGUCUAACUAUUGGGAUUUUCCAUGACGAUUCGAAAAUCUCUUUGGAUGAGAUAUUUCUCACCAACAGCAAAUUGAUAGAGAUUGAUUCAAGACACAUCACCGAUAAAAUGAUCAAUCGAUACCUGAAACAUUGGAUUCAAGGUUCAAACCCGAGAAUGGAGAAUAUAAGAAUCGUGGGCUCUGUUCCAAAAUCGGAGGCCCAUAAAAAAAUCGGAGGCCCAUGGCAGAAUCGGAGGCCCAUGGCAGAAUCGGAGGCCCGAAACCUAUCGUGA
Caenorhabditis remanei is the source of this 486-nucleotide messenger RNA. RefSeq lists its product as uncharacterized. The coding region runs from base 1 to 486 and encodes 161 amino acids. The transcript has a single exon. The record is from RefSeq and is a predicted model, not a curated record. NCBI's taxonomy places the organism in Eukaryota, Metazoa, Nematoda, Chromadorea, Rhabditida, Rhabditidae.